AAAGGAUAAUGCACAUGAAGAUAUUGUUCUGUGUUUUUCUGAGCACAAAAGCAUUUUGACUGGCGCGGAAAGAGAUGAACUUUCUCGGAAAUAAAUAUUAUAAACUCAAUCGACAUCUGUUACUAUUGGUCGGUUUGUGGCCGUAUGUCCAUUCAUUAUUUAGAUAUUGUCAAAUAAUAUUUUGUAACAUUAUUGUAGCAUUCCUGAUGGUUUUCCAGAUAGCGAAAUUGUUAACAUUAAAACAAGAUGUAAACCUCAUGCUGAAACUUCUGCCUCCUAUUUUACCUUGUCUUAUCUGCAUUAUAAAGCAUCAAACAUUUUGUAUCGUUGCUAAAAAAAUGAGAUAUCUCAUGGAUCAUGUAGAACAAGAUUGGAAUAUGCUUAAAAAUAAAAAGGAAUUAGAGAUUAUAGAGAGAUACACUUAUAUUGGAAGCAUGUGCACCUUGGCUUUAACAAUAGUCGGUUUGGUAGCUAUAUUAAUUAUUAUGUUUUUACCAUUCGUACCAAUCGUCCUCGACAUCUUUAUGCCGUUAAAUUAUUCGCGUCCACGACAACUCCUAUUUCCAGUAGAAUAUUUUAUCGAUCAGCAGAAAUAUUUUUAUGUCAUUUGUUUGCAUUUUAAUAUUACUGCAAGUUUAGUACUCAUUACGCUGGUUGGCACCGAAUCGUUAUACAUAACAUACAUAUUACAUGUUUGCGGAAUGUUUCAAAUUGCCAGUUAUCGAUUGCAUCAAGCGUUCGACAACAAGCUGUUACAAAAUUGUACGCUUGAAAAACAGUCAGUCAUUGUUUGUAAAGGGAUAAUCGAAGCAAUACAUAUUCACAAAAGAGCUCUCGAGUUUUCCGAAUUCCUAUGGUCUACUUUGUCGGUAUCGUACAGCAUUUUGCUUAUAAUCGGUAUUACAUCUUUUCUCAUUAAUCUUUUCUGUCUUUUGCAAACAGUAUUAUUUAUAAAGGAGAUAAAAGAUAUAAUACUUUUAAUUGGAUUUAACUUUGGUCACUUUGUUUACUUAUUCUUGGGUAACUACGUUGGUCAAAUUUUAAUAGAUCAUAGCUCUAGUAUCUUUGAAAACACAUAUAUCACGCGGUGGUAUGAUGCUUCUUUACAAGCACAGAAAUUAUUGCCAAUUAUAAUGCAAAGAAGUAUGAAAAGUUGCAAAAUGGUCAUAAACGGUAUGUACGUUUCAUCGUUCGAAGGUUUUGCAACGCUUAUGAGCACGACUCUAUCAUACUUUACAGUAAUUUGGUCGGUACAGAAUUAAUAUUGUUAA
Messenger RNA from Camponotus floridanus (Florida carpenter ant), 1271 nucleotides. RefSeq names its product odorant receptor 49a-like. Gene Ontology annotation, cellular component: plasma membrane. The transcript is spliced from 9 exons. Gene Ontology annotation, biological process: sensory perception of smell; detection of chemical stimulus involved in sensory perception of smell. Gene Ontology annotation, molecular function: odorant binding; olfactory receptor activity. Lineage: Eukaryota; Metazoa; Arthropoda; Insecta; Hymenoptera; Formicidae. The record is from RefSeq and is a predicted model, not a curated record. Bases 75 to 1262 code for a protein of 395 amino acids.